UAAUCACGUUAGAUUUCGCAGACUUCGACCCUCCCAUAUAAACCAGUUCGUGCCAAUUACAAGCCCUCUCUUGGCCUCGGGAGCCGUCGUCCACACUCCUGAAUCUCUUGAACGGAUCAUCGAUGGCAUAUGUUAAGGCUCAGAAAUCUAAGGCGUACUUCAAGAGAUAUCAAGUCAAGUUUAAGAGAAGAAGAGAGGGAAAAACUGAUUACCGAGCUAGGAUUCGGUUGAUCAAUCAGGACAAGAACAAGUACAACACUCCCAAAUAUCGCUUUGUCGUUCGAUUUACAAACAAAGAUAUUAUUGCACAAAUAACAUCUGCUAGUAUUGCUGGUGAUAUUGUUCUUGCUGCUGCAUAUGCGCAUGAGUUGCCACGCUAUGGUCUUGAAGUAGGUCUUACAAACUAUGCUGCAGCUUAUUGCACUGGUCUUCUAUUGGCUCGUCGAGUCCUUAAAAUGCUUGAGAUGGAAGAGGAGUAUGAGGGCAAUGUUGAGGCUUCAGGAGAGGACUUUUCUGUUGAACCUUCUGAUACUAGGAGGCCUUUCCGUGCUCUACUUGAUGUUGGUCUUAUUAAGACCACAACUGGCAAUCGUGUCUUUGGUGCCCUUAAGGGAGCAUUGGACGGGGGUUUAGAUAUUCCUCACAGCGACAAAAGGUUUGCUGGUUUUAAUAAGGAUAAGAAAGAGCUUGACCCUGAGCUUCAUCGCAAAUAUAUCUUUGGCGGUCAUGUUGCUGCAUAUAUGCAGACUUUGAUGGAAGAUGAACCAGAGAAAUACCAGUCCCACUUUAGUGAAUAUAUCAAGCGAGGAUUAGAGGCUGAUGGACUUGAGGCGAUGUACAAAAUGGUUCACGCUGCCAUUCGUGCCGACCCCACAAUAAAGAAGUCUGAGAAAGAGCCACCAAAGGAACACAAGAGGUUCAACCUGAAGAAACUUACAUACGAGGAGAGGAAGGCUAAGUUGAUUGCCCGUUUGCAGGCUCUCAACUCUGCAGCUGAUGCUGCUGAAGAUGAUGAGGAUGAGGAUGAUGAAUAGUGGAUGUUCCUUGCAGAUGGAGCUUAAGUACUACUCCGUGAUUAGAAGUUUUUCGCCCCCGCGAAAGCAUGUUUAGGACCUGUGUAAUUUCUUUUUCUCAGAAUGAUUAUCGCAUUAGUUUUGUUGCCUUCCUUUGUUCUUUCUCUAGGUCACUAAUUUUGGGUUUCUUUUAUUUAAUUGGGAUUGAUAUGUUACUACUUGUUUUCUUGUUUAAUCAAAGACGAUUCGUUUACCAUAAA
Molecule: messenger RNA, 1273 nt
Organism: Prosopis cineraria
Lineage: Eukaryota; Viridiplantae; Streptophyta; Magnoliopsida; Fabales; Fabaceae
Product: 60S ribosomal protein L5-like
Exons: 9
Coding region: 123-1034 (303 amino acids)
Biological process (GO): translation; ribosomal large subunit assembly
Cellular component (GO): ribosome; cytosolic large ribosomal subunit
Molecular function (GO): structural constituent of ribosome; 5S rRNA binding
Source: RefSeq, a predicted model, not a curated record